Molecule: messenger RNA, 7633 nt
Organism: Neoarius graeffei (lesser salmon catfish)
Lineage: Eukaryota; Metazoa; Chordata; Actinopteri; Siluriformes; Ariidae
Gene: arhgap35b
Product: Rho GTPase activating protein 35b
Exons: 7
Coding region: 928-5466 (1512 amino acids)
Biological process (GO): signal transduction
Molecular function (GO): GTP binding; GTPase activity
Source: RefSeq, a predicted model, not a curated record
UCCUGCGCCACAGGGCGAGUCUCUGGAACUCUGCGUGUGAAAGCAGGCAGAAAGGAGGGGAGCUGAUCCGGGCGGAGGGGCCGCCAUUACCACCGGGGCAGCAAGAAAAGCCCACUUUCACCCACACCACCCCUGCGCUCGUGCGCGCUUCGGUUUGGGAAUUCCGGGGUUAUUCCACACCCAUGAAGCGCUUCUUCUGGGAUUGAUAUCGGAAUGUCGGCUCGCCGCAGAGGAUGAACCCAGCGCCUGUUUGUUCUGCCUACAACAACAAAGGACAUGAUGAUUGAUCAGGAGAAGCGUGGGACAGCCCGAGGAGGCGCGUGAGGCGAGGAUCUUCAACCCCGGCCCACACAUUCCCAUCAGAUCCAGCAGGAAUUAAUUCCGUUUAUGGAUUUUUUUUUUUGUGUGUGUGUGUGUGUGUGUGGAGGAAGCUCGAAAGAAAACCCGAACCUGUUUCUUUCUAUUUUAAACCCCAAGGACCUGCUUUUUUCCUCCUCCAGAAUCAGAUUAAACCAUUUAAAUAUUCCUUAUGCGAGAGUAUGUCAGGAAAAUAAAUAAUUGUUCAUGGUUUAAAAGUGUGUCAAAGAUCCAGAACCGGCUGAAAUCGUGAAUAAAGCCUGACGCCACCGGCCUGGACUCGGACGAGCAGCGGAUAGAACCGAAUCAUGAUGGAUGAACAUCAGUAAAGCACAAGUCCUCUGAAACAUUUUGAUAUUUACUGUCAAGCCACUCCCACCUGAUGAUUAUCUUUGUUUCUGUACCCUCCGUUCCAUAAUAUGGCCAAGAAACACACAACUGAAAUUAGUCUGAUGUAAAGCAAAAGAAAAACGCACUACAGCAGAUAUGAUUGGAUAAAUCUAUUUAUAAACGUGUCGAAAAGUCAAGCCUGUGUUAACCCUUAUGGCAUGACAAGAUGAGUGCCUGCAAAUGAUGAUGGCUAAAAAGCAAGAUUCACGGGUGCCAACCUACAACUUGGUUGUAGUUGGUCUGUCAGGCACUGAAAAAGAGAAGGGCCCAUGCGGAGUUGGCAAGUCUUGCCUGUGUAAUCGCUUUGUCCGCCCUAGUGCAGAUGAUUUUCACCUUGAUCACACAUCUGUGUUGAGUACCAGUGAUUUUGGUGGCCGAGUUGUCAACAAUGACCAUUUCCUGUUCUGGGGAGAGGUGGAGCGAGUCUUGGAGGAUGGCACUGAGUGUAGGAUGCAUGUGGUGGAGCAGACUGAGUUUAUUGAUGACCAGACCUUUCAACCACAUCGUAGCACAGCUUUACAGCCUUACAUCAAAAGAGCUGCCUCCACAAAACUGGCUUCUGCAGAAAAACUCAUGUACUUUUGUACAGACCAGUUGGGCCUGGAACAGGACUUUGAGCAAAAACAAAUGCCCGAGGGAAAACUGCAGGUAGACGGAUUUCUACUCUGUGUUGAUGUAAGUCGAGGGAUGAACCGCAGCUUUGACGAUCAAAUGAAGUUUGUUACCAACCUGUAUAAUCAUCUAGGUAAAACUAAGAAGCCUGUCGUGCUGGUUCUCACGAAGUGUGAUGAAGGAGUUGAACGAUACAUUAAGGACUCACAUACAUUUGCUAUCAACAAAAAGAACUUGCAAGUUGUUGAGACAUCAGCUCGAUCUAACGUCAAUGUAGACUUAGCUUUCCUUACUCUGAUUCAACUCAUUGAUAAGGGAAGGGGCAAGCAUAAGAUAAUACCUUAUUUUGAGGCAUUAAAACAUCAGAGUCAAAUCAUUGCCACCGCAAAGGACCGAUAUGAAUGGUUAGUGAACCACAUAGUGAAGAAUCACAACGAGACCUGGCCUGCUGUCAGCCGACGUAUGCAGCCAUCACCGGAAUACAAGGAAUAUGUCUUUUUAGAAGGUACAGCUAAAGCAAAAAAGCUUUUUCAGCAGCAUGUUCAUCGGCUUAAACAGGAGCACAUUGAGAGACGUCGUAAAGCAUAUUUAAGUGCUCUCCCACUGGCCUUGGGUUCCUUGGUGUCUGAAUUGGCUGAAAUUGAGCAUUUAAGCUGGUCUGGGGUACAGAAGGUACUGGAGUCCAAAAAGGACUUUGACCAUUGGUUUGUGGUGCUGGAGGAUGCACCAUGGGAGGACACGCCACAUCUUGACAAUAUGGAAGAUGACCGCAUACCCUUUGACGUGCUUGAUACAACUGCUGCAGAAAUCAUAUUCGAUGCACAUCUUGAACAUUUGCGAAACGAGUGCAAGCGUGCCGAGAUGCGACAUGAAUUUAAGAUGAAGCUGGCAUCCUCACCCUUUGUCACCCCUGGCAAGCCAUGGGAAGAGGCACGAAGCUUCAUAAUGAAUGAAGACUUCUAUCAGUGGUUGGAGGAGCCAGAAUACUUGGAUAUCUAUAAUAGGCACCAAAAGGUGAUCAUAGACAGAGCAAAGGAGGAUUUCCAGGAACUACUGCUGGAGUAUUCUGAGCUUUUUUAUGAACUUGAAGUGGAUGCUAAACCCAGUAAAGAAAAAAUGGGGGCAAUUCAGGAAGCACUGGGAGAAGAGCAACGCUUCAAGGCAUUACAGAAACUGCAGGCAGAAAGAGAUGCCUUAGUAUUAAAGCACAUCCAUUUUGUUUAUCACCCAACCAAGGAUACUUGCCCAAGCUGCCCAUACUGUAUUGACAACAAGAUUGAGCAAAUAUUAGCCUCGUGCUUCCCUAUGCGUUAUCCUUCCUUUGGAAAGUCUCAUAUGCAUGAAAGCAAAGCAGAAAGGAUUAACUUGGUGAUUCUGGGCAAAGAUGGUUUAGCAAGAGAGUUGGCUAACGAGAUUCGGGCUAUGUGUGCCAACGAUGACUACUAUGUGCUUGAAGGCAAAAUAUAUGAGCUAAUACUCAGGCCUAUUGAGGGUAAUGUUAGGCUUCCUGUUAACUCCUUCCAUACAGCUACAUUCACACCUCAUGGGUGCCUGUGCUUGUACAAUUCCAAGGAAUCCUUGUCUUAUGUUCUAGAAAGUAUUGAGAAGUUGCGUGAGUCCACACUUGGCAGAAGGGAUAACCACAUAGCUCAGCUUCCUUUGUCUCUCUUGUUAGUCACUAAGCGAGGUGUAGGAGCUUUGAGCGACCUUGGUGGGGAGACAGCCCAAAUCUUAAUCACGCAGGGUCAGCAGGUAGCUAUAAAACUGCAGUGUGAGUUUUUAGAGCCGGCAUCCCCUGGCUCAGGCUAUGGGCGGAAUGUGAGCGAGAAACAGAUAAACCAAGUAUUAAAGGGUUUGUUGGAUACAAGAAGGAAUGCUGUGUUUCGUAGUGGUUCCCCAUCUUCACCCCCUUUGCCUCCAAGGAUCAGAGACAUGCAGCAGGACCAGAAUCCAGAGGCAGACUUGCGUAUUGUUAUGUGUCUAAUGUGUGGGGAUUCCUAUGAUGUAGACCAACUUCUUUCACCCUUUUUACUGCCUCAGCAUUGCAGGCCAACAAAUUCAAGUAGUAAUUCAGUGUUGCUUGAGCAAACAGUCGGCGACAACAGGUUAACAAUAGAGCUGUCCCUACUAUCAUAUCAUGCUUCUUUUACCAUGCGCAAGAAUCGGCUUGUGCAUGGGUACAUAGGUGUUUACUCUGCUCGCCGCAAAGCCUCAUUGGAAACCUUGUGUGCCUUACUCUGUGAGGUUCCAGACAUUGUUCCAGUCCAGCUGCUAGCUGUGGGAGAAACAGAGACGGAGCUUACAGACUCGGAGUCUGCACGAGAGCUGUUGGUCCAGGGUGAAGAACUGGCCCAUGAAAUUGAGGGCCGUUUUGCGAGUGUGGUCUGUGGACCAGGUGGAGUUGUGGGAGGACUGCACAGAAUAGACCUUCUACAAUCUUUCUUCAUGGAGGUAGCAGAGAAGAAGAUUCUUGUUGAGGCAACGCACGUGUAUGAUAAUGCUGCAGAGGCCUGUAGUACAAAUGAGAAUGUGUAUUCACCCCAUUGUGGUUCCCCUAGCCCUGUAACUAUGCUCUUAGAUUAUGAGGAGGACAUGGAAGCUUCACCGCCUUACUUUGAUGGCACCCUUACCACUCAUAGCGGAUUCAAGCUCCCUGACCUUGACUCAGGUGACACGUUCUCAGUCAUCUCUGAGCUCAGUACUUUUGAGAACAAGUUGAACAACAAAGUCCCUUUACAUACGAGGCCCAAACCUAGUGUCACAUUUGACUUCAGAAAGCACAAUUUCAACCCCUAUAUGGAUUCUAGCCAUCGGCGGUCUCUUACCUCCAAUGUCACCUGGCCUCCCUGUGGGGACGGGGUGUACGAUCCAUCUGACUAUGCUGAGCCUAUGGAUGCUGUUUCCAAGCCUCGGCCCAGCCAUGAGGAGAACAUAUACUCGGUACCACAUGACAGCACGCAGGGUAAGAUCAUCACCAUACGCAACUCCAACAGAAUGCAUUCAAAUGGAGGUGUGAAUGGCUCGGAUAGCGAGGGGGACGGCAGCUCUUUGGAGCGGCGCAGGAAGUUCUCUUCUGCAGGAGUAAAACCACGCUUGUACCGUGAUCGAUCCAAGCGCCUCGGCAAGUUCAGCAGCUUCCGGACCAGUUUCUCCAUUGGCAGCGAUGAUGAGUUUGGUGGUCUUCCGAAGACAAAGGAGGAGGAUGUGACUGUUUUGAAAGGAGAAUCGCUGAUUGAGGAAGGGGAUGAUAAGAAAAGGAACAUUCUGAGGAGCCUACGUCGUCCAGGCAAAAAAACCAGACUAAAGCCUCGACACUCAAUCUCCAAACCUCUGGAGAGUACUUACUUUGGAGUGCCAUUAGUUAACGUUGUGUCACUUGACCGACCCAUCCCAGUGUUCAUCGACAAAUGUAUCCGCUUCAUUGAGGCGACAGGAUUGACUACGGAGGGUCUAUAUAGAGUGAGUGGAAACAAGUCCGAAAUGGAAAGCAUGCAGCGACAGUUUGAGCAGGACCACAGCCUGGACUUGGUCGAGAAGGACUUUCCGGUGAACACCGUAGCUGGAGCUUUAAAGAGCUUUUUUUCUGAACUGCCUGAUCCAUUGGUCCCAUACAAUCUACAAGUGGAGCUGGUGGAAGCAUUCAAGAUAAAUGACCGAGAGCAGAGACUGCAGACCAUGAAGGAAGUACUGAGGAGAUUUCCUCGUGAGAAUUAUGAAGUUUUCAAACAUGUCAUGGGCCACCUGAACAAGGUUAGCCAGUGGAACAGAGUCAAUCUGAUGACCAGUGAGAACCUGUCCAUCUGCUUCUGGCCCACACUCAUGCGACCCGACUUCACCACCAUGGACGCUCUCACGGCCACACGCACCUACCAGACCAUCAUCGAGACGUUCAUUCAUCAGUGCGCUUUUUUCUUCUACAACCAAGCACCCGCAGAUUCUCCUACAGGCCUCUACGGCACUCCGGUGCCCUCUGCUCUGCCCCCUUCGCCCAGCGCCGCCCCCCCAUGCACCCCUCCACCUCCGCACUUCAGCCCGGCGCUGCACUCGCCCCCCAGCUCGCCCCCUCAGAGCCCCCUCACCGUCCCUGCAGAGACGCACACACUGUGAGACAGGAAAACACACAAAGCUAAAAGGUUGCUCUUACAUACGCGUACGGUAUAUGCUGCAGUCUUUCCAUAGACACUUCCUCAACUUACUGUAAACACGAUUACACAUGAGAUGUGUGCAUAUUUAAAUUUGCAUGUAGCGACUGGAUUCAGUGCUGUCUGAGUUUGUGAAUGAUCAUUGGAAACCGUAGCGUGCUCAUGAUGCACAUGGGGACACACAGUCCUCCUGUCUCAGUGUGGGGGACCAGAACUUCUUAAUCCAAGUCCAUGUUCUGCACUUUAGCAGACUUCUAAGUGUGCAGUUUUCCUGUUCUUGUCUUGUCCCUCCGUUGUUGUUGGGUUUUUUUUAAUUAUUUUUAAAUUAACUGUCUUACUCUCUCGCUUAACUCCAUUCAUCCCUCCUUUCCUGAUCUCAGACUGUUGCUGAUUUUUUUUUUCUUUUUUCAGCCACACGUGAAGGAAACACAGUAGGGAGACGCACUACAAACAGAAAUCCAUCCAAGCACUUAUUUGAACGUUCUGAAGAAGUAAAACAGACACUUUGAGACAGUGCUGAUUUAAAAAAAAAAAAAGUGAGUGAGUGAGAAAGAAGAGAAAUAGAAUUACUAUUGCUGCAUGCUUAUUUGCAAAGACAAACUUUUUUUUCCAGUGUUGAUUUAAUCUACCCUGAUCCCUUGUUAAAAGACAGCAUGGAUUUGAAAAAAAAAAAGACAAAACAUUCAAAAUGUCAUGUAUGAAAGUUUUGAUUCUUGUUUUCUUCUCGCUGUGAUAUGAAGCUUUGACGGUUUUGCUUUUACUGGUUCCUGUGGAUCUGUGCUCUUUUUAUGAGAUUUGAUGGGAUGAAUCUGGAACUCCAGACGGUUUGAUCGCUCCGAGACUUUUAAUGACUUUGAGCUUUGACAUUUAUAACCUCUGAACCUUUAACCUUUUAGGUAAGGAUGAUCCCAGAAACCUCCCACCCUUAAAAAAACAAACAAACAAAAAAAAACCAAGCGCGCGUGCACACACACACACACACACACGCCUUCUUUGGACGUCCCCUGUUUUUGUGACUUACUAAUACAAAGCACUUUUUUUGCCCCUUUUAUUUAGGCCUGAUUUUGUGAAGAGUAACACUGAAUUGCAUUUGGUGUAGCCUGUGUCGGGGAAAGUUUCUGAUCCUCCUGAAGCAUCUGUUCAUCUCUGUACUGGAUUUUCCUUGUAUGUCUGUGACAUUAUGACUAAACUGCAAUUAAUGUAGACAUAAACUGCUCAUGUUAUCAUUUCAGUGCAGUCUCCAUGCACUCAGUUCUGCGCAGCAUUCCUGUUGUCUGCUGCUUCGGUUCUCUGACUCGUCUUGGUGCUUUCUAUCAAACCAUAAGGUGUAUAAGGUUAUAUGAGGUGUGUCGACUGGAAGUGACUUAAAAUAUGAAGCCUUUCUGAAACAGAAGAAAUUUGUAAUUUUCUCGCUAAUUUGAAAUGAGCUAAUUUCCUGUUUUGGUAGGUUACGAGUGGUGAGCUGGAUUUAAAUACAGUAGUUAUUUCAUAGGUGGUAUGGUGGUGUAGUGGUUAGCACUGUUGUCUCACAGCAAGAAGGUUCUGGGUUCGAGCCCAGCGGCCGACAGGGGUCUUUCUGUGUGGAGUUUGCAUGUUCUCCCCAUGUCCGCGUGGGUUUCCUCAGGGUGCUCCGGUUUCCCCCACAGUCCAAAGGCAUGCAGGUUAGGCUAAUUGGUGGCUCUAAAUUGACCGUAGGUGUGAAUGUGAGUGUGAAUGGUUGUUUGUUUCUAUGUAUCAGCCCUGCGAUGAUCUGGCGACUUGUCCAGGGUGUACCCUGCCUCUCGCCCACAGUCAGCUGGGACAGGCUCUAGCUCGCCUGCGACUCUGCACAGGAUAAGCAGUUAUGGAUAAUGGAUAGUUGUUUCAUAGAAGUAGAAAGGACUGGGAUCUCACAAGACUCAAGAUAUGUAGAAAAAAGCCCACGUCCAUUAAUAUUAGCAUUUAAAUGACUGACUAGUUUGUUUGUAAAAUAGAACUGAAGAAGUUGAUCAGAUUUGCUUCUUAGUUCUCCUUACUUGUUGGCUGCCCACCCAAACCUAUGGUAACUUGCAUAUGCUAAACCUACUUUUUCAAACCGAUUCAAGGAUUCUGUUUUUAUUGUAUCUUGGAAAAAUUUGGUACCGAGUGACUAA